CAAGAAUUGCUUCCUCGUUUUUCAAAGUCUUGUAGAGUUGAGUCUUUCAUACUCCAACCGUCUCCUGAAUGUUUCAUACAUUGUAGCCCUCUUCGUUUAAUCAGAUACACUUCACUUUCUCUUCCACGGCCAUUACUGUUCCUCUUCAUUUGGAUGCCAUGAUCUACAGGACAUAAACAUUUUCGCUAUUCCAGUAAAACUGACUGCAAUAAAGAGUCACUUGCAUGUUGCUCUUUUGGAUCCAAUGUUAGAAAAUAACGGUACAGAAACACUUAUUCCGUCAUAUCGAAUGGGAUUUGCUUGACUUGGCGCUGGUGCGGGCUUCCGUAUCGUCUCCUCCGUAUGCUCUGCAACUUCAAGUAACUGCGCCAUCUGGCGUUGAAAUGCCUGUCAUUACAAGUCCAAAUGAAAUGAAUGCAGUCGUUGACAUUGAACCUUAAUUGUGUACCAACGGGCCGGAUUUGGCCCGCGGGCCAUAGAUUGCCUAUCUUCAUCUAGCUCCACCAAAAAUAUUAAACAGACAUGGAUAACAACACACAGGUGCUCGCACACACACACAUUCACUAAGGGAGAGAGAGAGAGAGAGAGAGAGAGGGAGAGAGAGAGAGAGAGAGAGAGAGAGAGAGACAGAGAGAGACAGAGAGAGACAGAGAGAGAGAGAGAGAGAGAGAGAGAGAGAGAGAGAGAGAGAGAGAGAGAGAGAGAGAUGGGGACAUUUUUAAAACGAUUACAGUAUGCCAGGUGUCACCAACAUUUUUGAGGGUGAGAGCAACUUCAUGUGUACCGAUUGUGUGAAGGGCUACCAAAUUGAUACACGUCUGAAAUAACAUAUUUGUCCAAAAUACCUUCAAUAAUAUGAGUAAGUGUUAUUUUUAAUACUUGAUGAUUUAAAUUGUCAGACUUUGAUCGUGUUUCGAAAUGUCUCACAGUACUGCCAAUGUUUGCAUUUUUAAAUCAUAAUUUCUACUAGCAAAUCACAAUGUCCAGGCACUGGCGGGCUACUCAAGUGGUCUUCACGGGCUACCUGGUGCCCGCAGGCACCAUGUUGGUGACCACUGCAGUAUGCUGUCUUUAACUUGAGGAGAAAAAAAGUGGGUGACUCUCCAGAGCCCCCACCCCGCCCUCGAAGAUCCUCAGACACCAUCUUCUUGAAACGUGAAAUCGGGCGCGGCUGACCAAACAUUUAGCUGGGUAAGCCUACUUUGCUCCUGUCUAUAUGCAGAUGUUGAACUGGAAAGUAAGAGAGCGGUCUUCCUCUUCUCGGCGCUAUGGCUUUCACUAUGCUCAGGCCGAUGUCGGCUCAUCGCUUCACUUUCUCCGUUGACUUGACCCUGACGUCGGACGAGGAAGAAGGGAACCGCAGCGAGAGCGAAGGCAGCACGGACCAGGGUUACAACUGCUGCGCAGUGCCCGGCACCAGCGGGGUCGUGGUCCACCAGCGAAACGCCGCCAACGCCAGAGAGAGACACCGGACUCAGAACGUCAACACGGCUUUCAGCGCGCUACGGACGCUCAUUCCCACGGAACCGAUGGACCGAAAACUUUCCAAAAUCGAAACGCUGCGUCUGGCGUCCAGCUAUAUUUCGCACCUGGCCAAUGUGCUGGUGGUGGGCGACGAGAGGGAGGACGGCGCGCCAUGUCUCAGCGCCGUGUACAAGGAGGUGAGGGGCAGAGGAGACCCCGGGCAGCCCCGGAGCAUCUGCACAUUCUGCCUCAGCAAACAGCGAAAAGGGGUUAAAGACAGCCGAUAUUGUGUGAAAAUGCACGGAGGGGCGGUGAGAAAAAUACCUUCUCGAUAAAACUCUUCCUUAUUUGGGACUGAAAAUGUCCUGCUAUUUUGAGGAAAGCCAUGCACAGCACAACCAAAGACUCUUUCUCUGUGUAUUUUAAUAUUAACUUGAGAAAAGUUAAGAAUAAAGCCGAGAGAUAUUUUGGUGAUCAGUUCAUGUUCAUAGUCAAACAUGGCCAAUUUCAUAACAAUGCUCUUGUACACAGGAAGGACUGUAGCAUUGUGCGCUUCACCACUAAGGAAUCCUAACUAUUUACUCAUUCCUGGAAUAUAAAAUAAAAGAAUUAAUAGUUGACAAUAUUGCAAUUCCAUCAUGAUGUUUGUAGAACGUUCUUAGACACAUUAACUUGCUUCAGAUCAAUCACUUUUACCGGUUUAGCUGAGUCUGAUUGUUGGUUGAUCAGAUUGACUGACGACUGAUGAGAGUUUUUUUUGUUUCUUAGUUAAAUGUGUUCACCAAAUGGAGUUCAAUGGAGUGCGUGCUGAACAACAAUUAAAUCCUGUAUGGGAAAGCAGCAAUAGUGUCCACAUUUCAUAUUGUAAUCGGGAGAUGUCUUUGUUUUGUUACAUUUGAUUCACACAUAUGCUAUAUAUGCCGAGCCUCAGGUUAAGCAGGUGAGUGGGAGCCAGAGGAACAUUAUUAUGUUUGACUUUUACAUGCCUCUGAAAGAAUUAAAACUAUGUUGGCAU
This is a messenger RNA of Hippocampus zosterae (dwarf seahorse), 2479 nucleotides long. RefSeq names its product transcription factor 15-like. Gene Ontology annotation, molecular function: DNA-binding transcription factor activity, RNA polymerase II-specific; RNA polymerase II transcription regulatory region sequence-specific DNA binding; protein dimerization activity. The coding region runs from base 1269 to 1799 and encodes 176 amino acids. Gene Ontology annotation, biological process: developmental process; regulation of transcription by RNA polymerase II. NCBI's taxonomy places the organism in Eukaryota, Metazoa, Chordata, Actinopteri, Syngnathiformes, Syngnathidae. The record is from RefSeq and is a predicted model, not a curated record. The transcript has 2 exons.